Uranotaenia lowii is the source of this 743-nucleotide messenger RNA. RefSeq names its product 39S ribosomal protein L32, mitochondrial (gene mRpL32). Gene Ontology annotation, cellular component: mitochondrial large ribosomal subunit. Gene Ontology annotation, molecular function: structural constituent of ribosome. Bases 92 to 706 code for a protein of 204 amino acids. Gene Ontology annotation, biological process: translation. The transcript has 2 exons. The record is from RefSeq and is a predicted model, not a curated record. Lineage: Eukaryota; Metazoa; Arthropoda; Insecta; Diptera; Culicidae.
CUAAGCGUGUUUAUGACUUAAAAUUUUCUAAACAUGGCGUGUGUUUAAGUUUUUUUUUAAGUGAUUUAAAUCUGAAAAUUAAACAAAAAAUAUGAGUUCUAUAAUGUUCCGUUUGCGUCUGUUAGCUCAAAGACUCGAACAGUUACUGCCAAACCUAUUCGGAUUUCCGGGAGGACAGCUGCCUCCACCAGGUAUUUUGGCAUUAGCCGGUGUUGGAGAAAGUCACACCAAAAGUUGUACCAGAGAUCCGUUCAAUUUGAAGGAUCUUAUUGGCGAUGGUUUGCUAUGGGCAGUACCAAAGCACCGGCGGACGGUAGAAAAACGUCUCAAGCGAAAGUACGGUAGCCCAGAUUACAAAUUGAAAAUUUUCGUACCGAAAACACAUCUUCGAAUCUGUAGUACUUGCGGCGGAGACCAUGAAGUUGGUGUUUUAUGUCCGACCUGCUAUGCCAAGGUCCAAACCGAGACCAAACUGAUGCAGAAUAAAAUCCAAAGCGAGCUGGGCCUGGAACCAGUGGAUAAAGAGGUAAUUGUACUAUAUGAUCGGGAGAAGGAAGAACAACCGGCUGAAUUUUGGGAGGGUAAACGGAUCGUCGAAAUGGAAAAAACUCGACCACCGUGGUUCAGCAAAAAUCUGCUUCAGCGAAGUACCCAAUCAGAGGCUGAUACCAAGGAAGUUAAACCGGAAACGGAAAAAUUGGGAUAGAUCCGGCGAUAAUGAUUAGAAAUGAUUGAUACGAUUA